Messenger RNA from Funneliformis geosporum, 996 nucleotides. The record is from the annotation of a GenBank genome assembly. Lineage: Eukaryota; Fungi; Glomeromycota; Glomeromycetes; Glomerales; Glomeraceae.
AUGGAAAAAGACAUUAACUUAUGUUUACUGGACGCAAUUUCUCUUGAGAAUGUUUCUCUAGUCGAGAAGCUUUUAGAGCAAGGCGCAGACAUAUGGUUCAAAAACGAAAAGGGAAUAAGUCCUUUGCAUUUCGCGUGUUCAAAUGGCAAUUUAGAAAUUGUUAAAUUAUUGCUUCAAAAUGGUCACGCUUGGAAUGUUGUUGACAAUGAGGGAAUCACGGCUGGAGAAUACGCUAAACGUCAAAGUCAUGAUUUGGUUUAUGAAUUGCUUCUCGAAGAGGGAUGUAGAGUUGAAUUGAUAUUAGGAUUACUUUGUUCAAAAACAAAAAAGAACGAAAAGGCAUCAAAUGUUGAUUACUUAUCACAACCUCUGAAAUAUUCGCAAGAUGGUACUAAAUUACUUGAUUAUGAAAACAAUGGUGUUAUGAUGGGAUGGGAGAAGCCUUUAAUGGAUAGACAUGCGGAAAUCAUGUGUGUGAAGGAAGGUCUCGAUAUUUUGAACAUCGGAUUUGGUUUGGGACUAAUUGACAUCGCAUUUCAACGAUAUAAGCCUCGCAGUCACACAAUAAUUGAAGCUCAUCCAGAUGUUUAUAAAUUCAUGAUGGAUCAGGGUUGGAACGAUAAAACAGGUGUAAAAAUUAUUCAUGGACGAUGGCAGGACGUGUUAGACCAACUUGAUACUUAUGAUGUCAUAUUCUUCGAUACUUUUGGAGAGUUUUAUGAAGAUUUACGUGAAUUUCAUAAAAUACUGUCAAAUAUUCUCAAAUCUGACGGAAUAUAUUCAUUUUUCAAUGGACUAGGAGCCACCAACUCAUUUUUUCAUGAUGUUUAUUGUCGUAUAGCAGAAAUGCAUUUGGCAAAUUUUGGAUUGCAAACGGAAUAUAUAGAGAUUCCAAUUGAUCUUUCUAAUGAUAAGAUAUGGGAAGGAGUUAAAAGACGCUAUUGGACAUUGGAUACGUAUAGAUUACCGAAAUGCCAAUUCAUGUUAGAAUUAUAA